Molecule: messenger RNA, 3249 nt
Organism: Copidosoma floridanum
Lineage: Eukaryota; Metazoa; Arthropoda; Insecta; Hymenoptera; Encyrtidae
Gene: RhoGAP1A
Product: Rho GTPase activating protein at 1A
Biological process (GO): intracellular signal transduction; positive regulation of GTPase activity
Cellular component (GO): membrane
Molecular function (GO): GTPase activator activity; guanyl-nucleotide exchange factor activity
Source: RefSeq, a predicted model, not a curated record
AUGAGUGUGUUUGGAGACUUCCAGCGAGUCUGGGUGGAAAGAUUCCCAGACAGCGCUCUGCCAGCUGCAUGGGAAGAGGAUGUCAAGGCAAAUUUGAUUAAGCACAAGCAUAAGGUUGCUUUGCUAAAAGAAGAGCUAGAAAAAGAGGAAUUUUAUGUCGAAUAUUUGGAAAGACUCUUGAUAGACGUUGAGAAACACAAACUAGCUAAUGCAUCUGCAUCAUCUGAAGCCAAAGAUUCUGGCCUUGAAUCUUCAAAUCAACAAAGUUUGCACUCAGUAGAAACCAGUGUACAAGGUUCAAACACACAGCUGGAAGAAACUGAGGAUUUCGCCCCACCAGUUCCUGCCAGAGAAGAUUUCACAAAAUUGCAAGACAAAUGUCUUAAAGAAUUGAGUUCAACCUUGAAUUCAAGUAGGAGAUCAAAAAGUGUGAUACCAAAGAGUCCUGAGAAAGUGCCUGAAUGUAGAAGAAACAGUGAUCCAGAUGUGCCCAGUAAUUAUGUCACAGUCAUCCAAGUCACAUGUAAUUCAAAGAAAGAUAAGAAUGAAGAUUCCGUUAAAGAGGAAGAUGAAAAAGAUUCUGAAAAAGCUACAGAAGGUAGUGAAGAUGGUGACGCCGAAGCAUCCGAAGAAGAACCAUAUUAUGAUUCCGUAGCCCUUGAUCCAACUGGAGAGUAUGUUUAUAUAGAAGCGCAUGCACCUGCUAUAGGUAAUAAUGGUAGUAAAGUGCAAUUGAAAAGGCCACCUUCGCUUCCAGAUUCGCCAGGAAAUCAAGGAAAUUAUGUCAAUAUUGAUUACUUUAUACAACACAGAGCAGCGUUAGACAGUGAGGAUGAAGAGAAUCCUGCUCCACCAAUUCUUUUGCGUACUCUAAGUACAGACAAUGAAACAGGGAGUAGUGAUGCUGAGCCUUUGAGUUUAAGCGAAGGCAGUUUAGAAUCGCCAACGCCGACGACGCCACGCCGUCAAGAAAAGAGCAAAAGUCAAGAAGAUGAUAGAACGUCUAUGGUCAAGUGUAUUAUUAAUUCUGUGGUUGAGAGUGAAAAUAUUUACGUGGAUUGUUUGGACGUCAUGGUUCAGUACAUGAAAGCUAUCAACGCGACUGUAAACACAUCACAACCAGUCAUUUCUCAGGAAGAUUUCAACACUAUAUUUUACAAAAUUCCAGACUUGCACAAAGUGCAUUUAGAUUUUUUGAGUGAUCUCCGAAAAAAACUUGAAAACUGGGACAGUAAAACAACGAUCGGCGAGCAAUUCAAGGUGAUGGCUAGCAAGAUUCGAGAUUACGGCGCGUUCCUCCAUAAUUACGCUCGUGCCACCGACACCGUGCGCCGCUGUUCGUCGCAGUCGCCGCAAUUUGCCGAGAUCACGAGAGACAUACCUCUGAGGCGCUACCCCAAAGGCCCGGGCUUGACGCUAGAGGAUCUCUUGCACAAGCCUGUCGCUCGCGUCCAGAAGAACGCGCUUGUGUUACAUGAUUUAUUAAAACAUACGCCGCAAAAUCAUGCAGAUCACGUUCCACUCUCGGAAGCGCUGGCUAUGACGCGUAAUUUUCUCGACGAAUUUAAUAUCAUUCAGACAAAGUCAAUGUUCAAGAAUUACGAUCGAGCUCAAAGGAGGCUCGUAAAGAACUCGUUCGUUGUGGAAUUAUCAGACGGGAACAGGAAAUUGAGGCACUUAUUUCUUUUCAAUGAUGUCAUUUCAUGCGCCAAGUACAAGGCAGCUGGCAAAGACAAAUUCACAUAUGAGCUAAAGUGGUUCAUCCCAAUGAGCGAAGUCGUAGUCAUGGAGGAUGGCAUUGAACCGCGAGAGAACAGUCCAGCAAAUGUUGUGGUACUUAGAUCGCAAGCUUGCACAGUUAGAGACCAAAUUUUGUGGGAAGAAAAGAACGAGGAAAAAAAAAUUCGAUUAGGGGGUAGAGGCUCGGAAAAAAAUCGAAAAAAAUUGGCUGAACUGGAAGCUCAACUUAUCUUGGCAUCGCCGAAUCUAAUUUUUAAAAUUGCACAAAAAAGUCAAAAUCGCAUUCAAAAUUCUUACACAUUCUUCCUCUCCAGCGAAUUCGAAAGAUCUCAAUGGAUUGAAGCCAUUGAAGCACUACAACAGGGUGGACAGCCUCCUGGACCACUACCCCUUAAUAUGUACGAUUUAAAAGCUUGGAUAGCUGCGUGUCGAAGUUAUUUGCAAGCAGAUAUGGGUAGUUACUUGAUGCGUUCGAAUCGAGAUGAGAGCUUGUUACAAGGAGACUUACAGCUCACGUUGAUAGAAAUCGUUCCACCUGGACUGGACAGGGCAUGUGAUCUUUAUAUAGUCAUAGAAGUAGACAGUUAUGGACACUAUUUCAAAAAAGCAAAGAGUCGGAUAGCCCGUGGACAAGCACCGUCGUGGGGACAAACGUUUAUCCUAGAGCUGGAAGGAAGUUUAAAUGUCAGAAUUUUGCUCUAUGAGGAAUGUGGCUCUCGUUCGGUGCUGAGAGGAAAAAAUGCGCAACAUUUGAGCAGGUCUUGGUUACUCGGAGAUCAGACUAAAAAAAUACUCAAUUUGGGCCCUGCAAAUCUCGAAGUAUCAUUCAAAUUCGUUCCGAGUGAAGUUACACUACGUCGGGUACCUUCUGCCAAACCGCAAGGUCUUUUCGGCGCCAAAAUUCAACAAGUCUGCAAACGAGAAAAGCGAGAUGUACCGUUUAUAAUAACAGCAUGUGUACGCGAAGUCGAAAAGAGAGGUAUGGCAGAAGUCGGUCUGUAUCGUGUCUCUGGUUCAGCAUCUGACGUUGCAAAAUUGCGCAAAUCAUUUGAAAGCAAUUCCUACGAAGCCGAACAAUUAUUGAAAGAGGUGGAUGUCCAUUCGGUGACGGGUGUCCUCAAGCUCUACCUACGCGAUAUGCCCGAGGCACUGUUCACGGACGCCUUGUAUCCAGCUUUUUUGGACGCCUUCCAAUCGGGUGAGCUUUCGCGAGGCUGUGCCUUUCGCCGCGUCUAUGAAAGUCUGCCGCAGGUCAACAAGGCCGUGAUAGAUUUCUUGCUCGCCCACCUCAUACGAGUCAACAAGCACGAGGCCCAGAACAAAAUGUCACUGCACAAUCUGGCUACAGUUUUUGGGCCUACGUUGCUACGUCCUGGCAUGAGCAGUCAAAACGACCCCAAAAAUCGUGACCCUCUGGCCGCGGGCACGGUCGACGUUAUGGCCCAAGCCGGUAUACUAUACUGCUUUCUGCAAAUGCAAAUGCACCAGAAUAAUUCAUCCUCACUCUAG